Messenger RNA from Rhodotorula graminis WP1, 1053 nucleotides. RefSeq lists its product as uncharacterized. Gene Ontology annotation, biological process: carbohydrate metabolic process; glycerol-3-phosphate catabolic process. The record is from RefSeq and is a predicted model, not a curated record. The transcript has 8 exons. Gene Ontology annotation, molecular function: NAD binding; protein homodimerization activity; glycerol-3-phosphate dehydrogenase [NAD(P)+] activity. Lineage: Eukaryota; Fungi; Basidiomycota; Microbotryomycetes; Sporidiobolales; Sporidiobolaceae. Gene Ontology annotation, cellular component: cytosol; nucleus; glycerol-3-phosphate dehydrogenase (FAD) complex. The coding region runs from base 1 to 1053 and encodes 350 amino acids.
AUGCCCUCGAACGACGUCGCCAGCCAGAAGUGGAAGGUCGCCCUCGUCGGUAGCGGCAACUGGGGCUCGGCCAUUGCGCGCCUCGUCGGCAAGAACAUCAAGGAGCGCUCCGACCAGUUCGACCCCGAGGUCAAGAUGUGGUGCUACGAGGAGGACUUCGAGGGCCGCAAGUUGACCGAGGUCAUCAACGAGAAGCACGAGAACGUCAAGUACCUCCCCGGCGUCGACCUCGGCGACAACGUCGUCGCCGAGCCCGACCUGGCCAAGGCCAUCGAGGGCGCCAACGCGCUCAUCUUUGUCAUCCCUCACCAGUUCAUCGCCAAGACGUGCGAGCAGCUCGAGGGCAAGAUCCCCAAGGGGACGCACGGCAUCUCGCUCAUCAAGGGCGUCGACGUCAAGAACGGCGAGAUCCACAUCUUCAGCGAGGUCAUCAGCGAGAAGCUCAACAUCGAGUGCGCCGCCCUCUCCGGCGCCAACAUUGCCAACGAGGUCGCCCAGGACUCGUUCUCCGAGACGACGAUCGGCUGCCGCGACAUCGACGUCGCCAAGAAGUGGAAGGCCCUGUUCGAGACGGAGAAGUUCCGCGUUGCCGUCAGCGAGGACGUUGUCGGCGUGUCGCUCGGCGGCGCGCUCAAGAACGUGGUCGCGGUGGCGGCCGGCCUGAUCGACGGCAUGCAGUGGGGCAACAACGCCAAGGCCGCCAUCAUGCGCAUCGGGCUCCUCGAGAUGAAGCGCUUCGCGCUCGAGUUCUUCCCCGGAACGCAGCCCGACACGUUCGUCCAGGAGUCGGCCGGCAUCGCCGACCUCAUCACGUCGUGCCUCGGCGGCCGCAACCACAAGGUCGCCGCCGCGUUCGUCACCAAGGGCAAGUCGUUCGAGGACCUCGAGGAGGAGAUGCUCAACGGCCAGAAGCUGCAGGGUGUCCAGACGGCCAAGGAGCUGUACCAAUUCCUGAAGAACCGCGGCCGCGAGGAGGCGUAUCCGCUCUUUACCUUUGUCUACCGCGUCGCGUACGAGGGCGUCAAGCCCGACACGAUCACGGCGCACAUCUGA